UCAUAGUAAAACUACUUUUAAUCUUUUUUGCCCCCCUAAACUCCUCCUGGUUUCCUUCAGCUACUGUAAUGCAGACGUAAAUCAAGCGUGCAUGUGUGUGGGUGGAUGUGUCUGUGUAUACAGGCAGGAAUGGAUGAAGACAGUUACAGUUAGGUAAGUAGGGUGGCGACAGGUAGCCAAAGAUAAGUGAAGGAAAGAGGACUACACCUUUACCUCAUUUGUUGCCGCUUCCAUUGGCUGAAGUUACACAGCAGCCGCCUUUCUUCCCCGGUUUGUCCACCUCUCGUGUCCUUACCACCGGAUUCCUCUUGGCUGUUUACUUCGGCAGAAUCAUGUCUGAGGAAAAAUCGGAUUUUCCUAACGAACUGUUUGAGAGUGUGCGGGAGGCAGUGGGUCGCAGUGUGAAACUGUCCCUGAGGUGCAAAGUCCAGCUGGAGGUCAAAGUUGACAAGGUGGAAAGCAGAGUGCUGGCCUUGGCAUCACAUCGAGCCUACCUGCUGACUGCAAGGGUCCCUUCUAAGGUUGAGCAGUCCUUCAGUUACCUGGAAAUCCAGGGAAUCCACAGCAACAAGCCCACACAGCUGCUAUUAGAGUAUGAGCACGGUUUGUGGAGCCUCCGGCUGGGCUCAACAGAGGAGGUGGACAAGGUGAUCGCUCACAUCGGCAGGUGCCUGCACUGGAUCCUCCCUGUAGGCUCACCGGUGAAGAUGAUGAGGAAGUUGAAUUUGAAGCCUCCAGACAGGAUGGCAGCUCUACAGGCCAUCUGGGAUGAACAGGGCUCAGCUGACCUGGGACCCUGCGGUGGCUUUUCCCAUCAGUACUGGUGUGUCUGUGAUUACCUCCGUCAGCCAUACAGAGAGGAAGUUCAAUGGGAUGUGGACACGAUCUAUCUCACUCAGGACACCAGAGAGCUCAACCUGCAGGACUUUGUUCACCUGGAGAACAAGGAUUUGGUGCCAAUCAUUGCAGCUCUGGAAUACAACCAAUGGUUUACCAGACUCUCCAUCAAAGACAACAAGCUGUCAACAGAUGUGUGUGACCAGAUUUUGAGAGUGGUGGCUCGAUCUAGCCGGCUGGAGGAGCUGGUGCUGGACGGUGCUGGACUUAAAAGUGAAUUUGCUCAGAAACUGGCCAGUGCUCUGUCACAUAAUCCUGCCUCCACGCUUCACACACUCAACCUGAGCAACAACUCACUGGAGGACAAAGGUAUUGCUGUUCUGAGCACUCAGUUUGCUAAACUGCCCAUGGGUCUAAAGCACCUGAACCUCUCCAGGACUUCCAUGUCUCCUAAAGGGAUAAACAGCCUCUGUCAGGCUCUCUGUGCCAACCCAGUUGUGGCCUCUACCCUUACACAUCUUGAUCUGUCGGGAAAUUCCCUCCGAGGCGAUGACCUCCCGAACCUGCACAGCUUCUUGAGUCAGUCCAACUGCCUGGAAACUCUCGAUCUAUCCAACAGCGACUGCUCUCUGGAGCAGGUGUGUUCAUCCCUGCUCAGAGGACCAUUGAAGCAUCUUUCUGUCCUCAAUAUGUCCAAAACCGUCUUUUCUCACAGGAAGUGUAAAGAAUUCCCUCAGUCCUUUAAGCAGUUCUUCAGCUCUGCUCAGGCUCUGAACUCUGUCAGUCUGUCAGGAACCAGACUGCCUCUGGAGGCUCUGAAAUCAUUAUUGUUGGGGCUCGGCUGCAACCCAAACCUCAGCAACGUAUCUCUGGAUCUCAGCUGCUGUGAGUUGCGUUCUGGAGGCUCCCAGAUCCUGGAGGGUUGUAUCGCUGAGAUCCCCAACAUUACCAGUCUAGAUAUUUCUGACAAUGGUUUGGAUAUGGACCUGACCACCCUGCUUGUAUGGCUGGCCAAGAACCGCUCAAUCAGACAUCUUUCACUGGGCAAAAACUUUAACAAUAUCAAGGCUAAAAAUGUGGCUCAGGUCCUGGACACUCUGGUUAAUAUGAUUCAAGAAGAGGAAUCACCAUUGGCCUCGCUGUCCCUGGCUGAUUCUAAACUGAAGGCUGACCUCUCCAUCGUCCUCAACGCUCUGGGCAGCAACACCUCUCUCACAAAACUGGACAUCAGUGGAAACUCCAUGGGAGACAUGGGGGCUAAGAUACUGGCCAAGGCCCUGCAGAUCAACACUAAGCUCAGGACGUUAGUGUGGGACAGAAACAACGUCAGCCCUCAGGGGCUACAGGAUGUUGCUGCUGCUUUGGAGAAGAACUACACCAUUCGUUUUAUGCCUGUUCCCAUCAUGGAUGCAGCUCAGGCACUGAAGGCAAAUCCAGAAAAGACAGAGGAUGCCUUGCUCAAGAUGGAGCAGUACCUACUGAGGAACCAUGAGACACGUAGAUACCUCCAGGAGCAGGCGUACAGACUACAGCAGGGAAUCGUCACCACCACCACUCAGCAGAUGAUGGACACGAUAUGUGUCAGGGUGCAGGAUCAUUUGAACUCUCUGAGGUUCACAGAGACCAGCGCUGUUCAAGAGGACAUGAAGGUGGCCGAGAACCUCAUGAAGGAUGCCAGGAAUUCCAAAACUCUGCUUCCCAACCUGUACCACCUUAGGAGUGGGGGUUCCAAAGGUCCGUGUGUUGGACCUAUUCAGGAUAAACUGGAGUCAAUGGCUGGAGAGGUAGCAACAGUGAUGGAGGAACAGCUGCAGAUGAUGCUGCAGACCAUGGUGGAUGCUGCUGAGGCCCUGUGUCCUCAUGUGAUGAAGAAGAGCAGCCUUCGUCAGGAGCUGCUGAAGGCCGGUGCAGGGAGGAUGACUAUUCCUCACAGCUUUGUCACCACCACGCUGCUGGAGCAGUCCGGGGUUGACAUCAUCAAUAAGAUCAGUGAAGUGAAACUCAGCAUUGCCUCAUUUCUCUCUGAUCGCAUCGUGGAUGAGAUCCUGGAGUCUUUGUCCAGAUCACAGCGCACUCUGGCCGACCAUCUGAUCAAAAAGGAGCAACCUCUGGUGCAUCAGGAGCCACAUAUGGAGACAGAGGUCUUGGAUGAGACAGUUCUGCAACCAGAGAACCAUGACAAGGAUCAGAAACAAGACUGGGGGCAGGAAAAUGACCUGGAUGAUAUGGACUCCACGAUGAUACCUAAAUCCAAGCGGAAGAGUAUUUUGGUCAGGAUGCUGAGGCCUAUCUCUGUGGCGUUUGAGAUGGAGUUUGACCUCGACAAAGCUCUGGAAGAGGUACCCAUCCAUGUCGAGGACCCUCCUCUUCCUUCUCCUUCACAGCUGUCAGACAGAACAUCAGCCUACUAUGGAGACCUUCCACUUCCCCCGACUCCACAGGAUGCAAAAUCUGUCCCACUGGCUGAGCUGCCACCUAUGGAACAUAAAACACUGGAACAUCACACCAAAUUCCGGCCAAAACCUAAGAGGACAAAUCCCAGUCGGCCACAUCGGGAGGCCACUGGUAGCUCAGUACCACAGGAAGCAGAGCAGAACAGCAUCAUGGGAAAGCUGGAUGAGGGCUUGGAAGACUUCUUCUCCAAGAAAGUCAUUAAACUCAGCUUCAAAAUUCCCUCUGGAAAAGGUCCGUCUGCCAGCACUCCAGAACCAGCAGAUAAAAAACGUGAAUGCAGGAAGAGUGGUUUCUUUAAUCUCAUCAAAUCUCGAACGUCCCGUUCAGAGAAGAGCCAUGGAGCUGCAGCCAUCACCCCAUUUCAACCUGCCUUGUCCACUACAGCUGCAUCUGAGGAGACGACACCAACAUCUCCCACAUCAUCUGUGAAAAUCUCUCCCAUUGUGUCAGAGCCCGAGCAGGAGCCCCACAAGUCUCAUUCCUCAAAUCACACAGAUUCUGGGAUUGAGGUGCCUCCAAUCACCAUCAAACCUGCAGAGGAAGAGAAUGAAAAGCAGAAUUUGGAUAAAAAGGAAAACAUGGAGAAGCCAGAAAAUGUGGAGAAAUUGGAGAAAAAGGGAAACCCACACAAACCCCGUCACAUUGGGGUUCCUGUAAUGGGAAUGGACCUGAUGGCUGAGAUGAAGGCCAGGCAAGAGAGAAUGGCUGGAAAGAAAACUGAGCCAGCACCUGCACAGAACAAAGUGGAUGGUGACAAAGCCAAGUCAGAAGUCCAUCCUGCUGUGAUAGCAGACACUGAUGAAUCUAAACCAGAGCCAGCACCCAGGUUCAAGCCACAGAGUGUCACCCACAAACCACCCCCACCUCAGGCUACCAAAGUACCCUUGUCACCCUGCGCCUCCGGGUCCCUCAGCCCAACUAGCCCCCGACUAAACAGCACCUACGUCUGUGGUGACGCUGUUAAUGUUCAAACAGGCAGCGUAUCUCCUAAAGCUCCACUUCCUGCUCCUCGCCUGAGGAGGGCGACAUCAGAACAGGGGCGAGUGAGUACCAGCAGCAACCCCGCAGAACCUCUGUAUCCUCAGGACGCUGCAGAUGGUGAUGUGUUUGAAGCACCCCUCGCAGGCGGAGAGCCUGGCAGCAACAAACGGGCGUCAUCUCUAAAGAGGUCAUCCAGCCUUUCAACUGCAAGCAAAGACGACCGAGAACGCACCAAAUCCCUCCCUGCCUACGUGAGGCCUCCAUCUCUGUCUGACACACAUGUGAGUCCAGCUGAUGAAGAGAUUCCAGCUUCACUGACAGAUUGCAAAUCUAACAGCAAAUCAGAGGAUGAGUCCAGUGAUGACACUCCUUCAGUCUGACACAAUAAAGUGUUUACAGUCACCUAAAUCCUGCUUCAGCUGCCUCGUCUACGCCACAUGAACUUUAAGGAGAUCAAUCAUAUUAAUACACGAAAAGACACAGAUGUAAAUUUUUUUUUUUCCCUAUGCAACAUGUAUGUGUAGUGGACAGACACUUUGUCAUGCUGUUAUCAGUGGGAGUUUCCUGAUCUUGGAUUAGUCCCAGCUGUCCAGCGGUCAAAACAACUCCAUAACUGUCUCUAUCCAAAGCUUUAAUAUGACCAUAAAGAGCAGACCAGAUGGGUUUAUCUGGUGCAGAGAGAAUCUGUGGCUGCUUAGAUAAACAUGCCCAGCAAUUUAAAAAGCUCAGUUAGUACAAAGCACUGAGGAAAAUGAGUCUCAUUUAUUGUUUUUGUGUAACUAUAAGUAGGUCCAGAUUGAAGCUGUUUGGUCUGAACUGUAGCACUUCAGUAAUCAUUGCUAGCAGAACUUCAGAAAAUAAGAUUUAAAAUAGAAAUAGGUCCCAAAAACAGUUUCUUUAUUCCAAAUUUUUGUUGAUCAUCUUAAAACCAGCAAAUUUGAAGCAGAUGGUUGCAGAAAAAUUCUCGAAGUCAUUAGAAAUGCAACAAGCCAUCCAAACUAGUUCAUAACUAACAGUGAGACUAAUCAAACAUUGUUGAUGCUUACUGUACCUACAGCCGCUUUCUGUUAUUUGAGCAUCAGAAACUUUUCCUGCUCAGUAACAUCUAUAAUUCCUCCCCUCUUCAGUUAUAUCAAACCAAUCAUUGCUGGUUGAUAUGAAACAUCACUGCUACCAGUGAACCAGCACUGGGAUUGUUGUCAUAGAGAUGAGACUUAAAACCUGGAUUUACUGCAAAACCUGAGACAGAUUGUGCCCUGGACUGCUUGAAAAAGUGGGCUUGGGUGCUUGGACUGCUACACAUCAGGUGUGAUCCAACUUUCCUCUUGAAGAUCAACUGAAAAUCAGUGUGUUAAAUAAUGAAUGAAUCAGUAGGAAAUGUCAGAGGACAGCAUGUCACCACUUCCAAAAAUGUCUCCAGUUAGACCACAAAAUGCAUAAAAGCUAGAAUCACACUGUACAUGGUGAUAAUGAUCUGUCUUCAAAGGCAUGUGUAUGUUUGAGAGAACGAGAUAGGAGUCCAAAAGCUGCUUCGAGUUUGAGAUAAUGGAAGAAGACUCAGGCAGCAAAAGAAACAAGCUGAACUCGAGCCUGGAACAUGAAAUGCAGUGUGAAUGGAGGUCAGACUGGGAGUGGGGCUUGAGGAUGGGACAUGACAGCCUUUCCUCAUGUGAGCUCAGUUGUUAUUCAUUUAGGAAUUUUUGUUGGGAUCAGGACCUUUAAAAAAGACUAAAUAAGGUUAAGAUUGUUGAACCAGAGUCAAGCAAAAAAAUUAAAGCUCUCAAAAGUGGGAAAUAACAAAAACAAAAAAAAUAUGACUCCAUCAGAUUUUUUUUUUUUUUAAUUAAUUUCAAGAUGUAAAACUUUUAGUAAUAUAACUACAGCUUGUUUUUUACAGAAGCAGGAAAAAGGUGAGUUGAUGCCAUGUUUAUGUCAAGUCAGAGUUACUGGAAGAAACAUUUCUGGAGACAGAGGGCAGCUGAUGGUCUUUUUAUUUAUUUGCUUAAAGGCUGGUGAAAUCACAUUUACAUGUUGCUCCAGGAAGUGUGCAUUUACCCGUGAUGAGAAGCUGAUUCUCAUUACAGGAUGUAAACACUGAUGGAGUCAUGUUAAUCUGAGCUGUAAUGUUAGCUAUCUGCAUGCUUCUUUGGGCUGGCAGAACCAUGGAAAGAAUAAGCAGAAUAACUGUUCUCUCCGCGGCUUGUGGAGGUUUUGUGAGGAACAGGUUGUGAUUUCAGGAAAGAGACAUUACUGCUGAGUUUUUCAAAUGUACUUUGGCACUUUGAGCACCCCAAGGUGAGCUCACGUCCCUACAGCUGAUCUCACUAAAACUAGUCUACUUACACCAUAAAAAAAAUCUAGAUGGAGAAAUAGCACUACAGGCCAGAGAAAAAAAAGAGUCUAGCUGACUUGGAGGUGAACUGUCCCUGUAAGUUAAAAUCAUUAACGUUUGCUUUAAGCAAUGAAAAAACUUGUAGUGUCAGUGACUGUCAGUGAGGCCCUUUGUAAAUGUUACCAUCUGUUACUCUUCUGCCAUCAUAAAGGUCCCGUGUAAGCUGCACUUACUGAUGUAUUAUGUAAAUAUGACCUAACAUUUGUUUAAGAUACUGCUUAUACAAUAAGAGGCGGUUGUAGAGGAAAAUAUGAUUUAUAUCUAAGAUUUAUAUCUAAUUCUGAGCAGAAAAGUGUUUUUUUUUUCAUUUAAAAGACUCAAUAAUGGUUUUCCUUUUAUUUUUGUUUUUUUGAUGUUGUCACUUUUUUAAAUCUACUUUUAUAAAUUUACCAUAAAUGUGACAUCAAGCUGCCAAAUAUUUCUGUAUUUGUAUGUUUUUUCCAAUAAAUAUUAUUUUACUUGUCA
This is a messenger RNA of Archocentrus centrarchus (flier cichlid), 7129 nucleotides long. It is a transcript of the gene carmil1, whose product is annotated as capping protein regulator and myosin 1 linker 1. Lineage: Eukaryota; Metazoa; Chordata; Actinopteri; Cichliformes; Cichlidae. The coding region runs from base 333 to 4652 and encodes 1439 amino acids. The record is from RefSeq and is a predicted model, not a curated record. The transcript has 38 exons. Gene Ontology annotation, biological process: cell migration; regulation of Arp2/3 complex-mediated actin nucleation. Gene Ontology annotation, cellular component: lamellipodium; plasma membrane. Gene Ontology annotation, molecular function: protein binding.